This is a messenger RNA of Anopheles coluzzii, 825 nucleotides long. RefSeq names its product putative RNA polymerase II subunit B1 CTD phosphatase RPAP2 homolog. Lineage: Eukaryota; Metazoa; Arthropoda; Insecta; Diptera; Culicidae. Gene Ontology annotation, cellular component: nucleus; cytoplasm. The transcript has 3 exons. Gene Ontology annotation, molecular function: RNA polymerase II CTD heptapeptide repeat phosphatase activity; RNA polymerase core enzyme binding. The coding region runs from base 1 to 747 and encodes 248 amino acids. The record is from RefSeq and is a predicted model, not a curated record.
AUGUGGAAUGAAGAUUUGAAUGUUUUCACGAAUGACCAAACACCCAAGCAGCCGGCAACAAAGGUAAAUCGAGCGAAGUUACCGAAACGGGCGCGGAAUUUUAGCAAGGAACAGCUUCAGAAAGCUCUGCGCAAGAAAAAGGAAUGCAACGACAAGGCACAGCGUGUAGUGGAAACGCUUAUCGAGCCGGGACGCACGGAGGAUGAGCUGCUCACACUGCUGAAGGACAUCAACCAAUGCCACAUGGAGGACAUUGUACAGGAGCGGGCGAUUGUGAAGAUCUGUGGCUAUCCGCUGUGUGACAAUGAACUGAAAAACAUACCGAAGCAACAGUACGUAAUUUCGGUGACGCAGAACAAGGUGUUCGACAUUACGGAGAGGAAAAACUUUUGCAGCGGCGACUGCUACAAAGCGUCCAACUACAUCAAGCAGCAGAUGCUGACGAGCCCGCUUUGGCUGCGGGACCAGGAGGACAUUCCGAAAUUCCGGCUCAUUACCGGGCGGCAGCUGGUGUACCGUGAGACAGAUGUGAAAAAGCCGCUGCAACCGGACGAAUUGUUGUUUGGGGAGUUGAAAAUUGUAGAAAGAAGGUACGCACCGGAGCAACAGGAAGCAAUACUCAGGGAAGCAUCGGAAGAGAUGGAGCAGGAAACACUGGAUACAUCUGAGCAACCGGGAACGGCGGUACAGGACGUUGUUGGGAUGGAAGAGGAAUUGGGCAGUGUACUGUCCAAGUUACAGAUUUAAGAGAAAGGAAAUGUAUCCGAUUGUGAUUUAAGCUUAAAGUUUACAAAUAAAUUUAAAAUGGCCCGUGUUUGUAUCAAA